AUGCAAUUUGAUGCUCUAUGUCACGAUUGCUGCUAUGCUCAAUCGGUUGAAAAGAAAUAAUUGGCUGAUCAAACCAUUUAUCAAUUCAUAGAAGAUAUCAGAAAUAUCGAUGGAUUGUAUUAAAUCAUAGGCCAAACCCAGUCAGGCUCUACGUUAUUUGUCAUUUCUGAAUUCAUAGCCAAAAUUAUAGUUUCUGAACGAUAAUUCAAAGGAUUUUAGGUGGCUGAACGAUCCUCACAAGAAAUCCAAGUUAUUGUUGGGCAAUGCUAUACGGGCGAGGAGGUGGAGAUCUUGUAUCAAAAAUGCAGAGUAUAUGAGACUUUGGUGACCUUAUUCUGCCAGACUUUGCAGAGAGAAUUAGCGACUCAUGCGCAAAACUCCAUCUGCAAUCUCGUGGGGUUGUUGAUAUAACAAGUGAUGAUGUUGAGUGGAACUCAAUUCAUGAAAUUCUAAGACCAACUAAAUGUAUUUUUUGAGGGAAAUUAAAUUUACAAUCUCAGCAUUGGCUUGAAAUUGAUAUAGAAUGUGAUUCAGAAUAUCUAGCAAUAUUCAUCAUACGAUUCGUAUGUGUCUUAUAGGAGAAUUAUGUUUGGAUUCUAGAAUCAGGAAAUAUUCAAUUGUUUUGAGAUCGUCUGCAGAAUUGUUAAAAAUAAUCCACCUCAAUUAUACAAGUAAUCACUGAGCACAUUGAAGGAUAUAUUGAUGUUUAAUUUCAAUGUGAGUUAUUUUGAAUUAGAAUCUGAUUUCGAUCCAAAUGACUAAAACAACGUUAGUUUUCCAGAUAAAUUCGCUGAUUAUUUUACAGAUUAAUAAUUUUUAGAGUUACUAUUCAAGAUUGUGGAGACCUAUUGUAAUAAGGACACCUCUUUGGCAACAUUAGCUUUGAAAUCAUUAAAAAGAAUGGCAUCAGCCAAGAAGAAGAUAUUCACUAGCAAAGACAAAAAGAGGUUAUUUGCAAAAGCACUAUAUGAUGGUUGCACCUACUUAUUUUAGAAUGUGCAAUCAACUAACGAAGAGAUCAUAAGUGAUAUCUUAGAAUUGAAUACUAAAUUAAACAAUUGUUUCGGUCUCAGACAAAUACGAUUCGAUUUUGCAUUCUGUUAGAAGUGGCUCUAUUGUUUAUAAACCUAUUGCAUUCAGAUAUUGCAGAGACAAAUGAAGAUUAAAGAUCCCCACAUGUAUUAGAUGAUUGAAUUAAUGAAGAGACUGCUUAAAUUCAUUUCUGAUUUUAAAUUAGACACAACCUUUAAAACCUCAAUCUCUUCAACAAUCACUGAAAUUGGAAAAUCAGUCAUCCAUCUACUGCUCAAUUCCUAGAACUCCUUCUUUUAAGGCUACACUCCUCAAAAUCACAAGAAGUUGAAGAACACUCUCAAGGAAUUCUUUGAAAAUCUAUUCCCAAUCUUAUCCAUUGAUCUAGGUAAUCACAUUAAGAUGAUAUAUCACUCAUUCAAAAAUGCCGCUUAGGAUCAGGAGAAAUUCAUAAUCGAAUUAAGUUUAAUCAAUUACAUUGUGAUAAAUCCAUUGAUCCUGGAAAGAACAUCUGAAGAUAUCAUUUAAAUGGUUCAGACUGUAAUCAAGGAAUCUCUGCAAUUCUUGUCAAUCCCUCAGAACAAUCUACCGCCUUUGGUGAUUAUGUCAGCAAUGUCUCUGGCUGAUAAUCUGUUCUAGUUUGCCUUGAGUGAAUCAGAUGAGUCCAUAGGGAGAUAGAGAUCCAACAAAAUCUUUUUCGAUACUUGUAUCAAGCCUAUUCAAGUUCAACCAUAAUAGGCAACGAACCAGUUGCUUCAAUACAUCGUUAUGCAACUGCAAAUUCAAAAUAAAGAAAUCAUCGAAUAUGCUUUGGUUAUAAUGAAGGAGACCAUUGUAAGACUUAAGCAUCAUCUGUACAACGAGUCAUUUCAAUCCUCAAAUGUAGUCACUCAAAUAAAGAGUGUAUUACUCAAUCUAAAGAAUUCUGCCUUGCAAUAGGAGCAGUUUUUUAGUUGCCGCACAUUGGCCUCAGAAAUCAUAUCCAUACUCCUAUUCGAUUCAGCCUAUGAGAAUUACAUAGAGUCGAUUGUAUAAUUAAAUCAACUCCUGACAGUUCAGCCGACUUCUCAAUCAAUCCAAAUAUAUCUAUACGAAAUGCUUGGCUAUUUCAAACAUGUAGAUGUCAGUAAGAUUUUUAGAUUAUUGAUAAAAUAACAUUUAUUGAAAAUAGCAGAUUUGACUAGAUUUAUUUUGAUUGAUAAUCCCUAACAAUUUCAGCUGUGUAAAUUAUGUUUGAAAUUGAUGGUUGCCAUAACUGAAAAUAAGAGUCUCCGAUUUCAAUACCAUAGUUCUUCGAUCGUCUAGAUUGAAUUAGUUAGGACCUUCCAAGGAAUCCUGACUAGCUACGUUCAGCAUCUGAUUGUUGCCAUCUAGAAUGAGAAAGUCAAAUAAGAAUUUUCUGCUUAGAUCUGUAGAUUGGUAGGAUUGGUGUAUAAAAUAAUGAACAACAUCCUUAAAGGGAAGUACAUAUCUCAAGCUUGCCAAUUGUUAUUUGCAGAUCGUAAAUACUUAGAUCUCUUGGUAGCCAUUCUAGAUAUCACAUACAAGAUCUCCAAUUACAUCAUACUGUAUAACAAGUCCUGUUUGCAAAUGAUUCAAGUUCUCCAAGUUGUCAGUUCACAACAAUUGUAACUAUUUGAAUUGAGUCCGCAGUCCUUAUCAACCUUGAUGAGCAUAGUCGAAAAUCUAUAGAAGCAUUUGCUGGUGCAAUUGUCUUAAGAAUACAAAGUCUCCACUUCUUCCUCAUAUCAUCAACCAGCAGAUAAGGUUUCAUUAGAUCAAACUACAGAUAUUGUUAUUUCGACUUUGGAAUUUGUUUCAGAAGAACAGCAACUCACGUAAUUGGGAGUGAUUCAGUCCUUUGUUGUACCUCUGAAUCCUAUCAUUGAUAAUAUCUUGAAUGAUUUGAUUGUCUGUUUAAUACAAGGCAAAUGUUCUCAAUAAACAUUCAAUAAAAUCAACAGACAACUCUUUGCCAUCAUGUGUACAUAUUAUCAAAACUUCGUUAAUGUAUUGAGUAGACAAUUUGUCAAAUCUGAAUAACAAUUAGGACAGGCCUUGGUUAAUGUUUUAACCAAAGAUCUAGAACUCAGGAUCAAACAACAGAACGAAGAGUAGUUUAAAAAGAACAUGCCCUUAUUUUUAUCUUAAUUUGGAAUAUUAUGA
Messenger RNA from Paramecium tetraurelia, 3198 nucleotides. RefSeq lists its product as uncharacterized. Gene Ontology annotation, molecular function: nuclear export signal receptor activity. Gene Ontology annotation, cellular component: nuclear pore; cytoplasm. The transcript is spliced from 4 exons. The record is from RefSeq and is a predicted model, not a curated record. Lineage: Eukaryota; Ciliophora; Oligohymenophorea; Peniculida; Parameciidae. Gene Ontology annotation, biological process: protein export from nucleus.